GGGCUCCGGAUCAAGGAGGGCCCGGUGGAGGCGCCGCGGGGCCGCGCCGGGGGCGCCGCGCGCCCGCUGGGCGAGUUCAUCUGCCAGCUGUGCAAGGAGGAGUACGCCGACCCGUUCGCGCUGGCGCAGCACAAGUGCUCGCGCAUCGUGCGCGUGGAGUACCGCUGCCCUGAGUGCGCCAAGGUCUUCAGCUGCCCGGCCAACCUGGCCUCGCACCGCCGCUGGCAUAAGCCGCGCCCCGCGCCCGCCGCCGCCCGCGCGCCGGAGCCCGAGGCUGCCGCCAGGGCCGAGGCGCGCGACGCCGCGGCCAGCGACCGCGACACGCCGAGCCCGGGCGGCGUGUCCGAGUCGGGCUCCGAGGACGGGCUCUACGAGUGCCACCACUGCGCCAAGAAGUUCCGGCGCCAGGCCUACCUGCGCAAGCACCUGCUGGCGCACCACCAGGCGCUGCAGGCCCAGGGCGCGCCGCCGCCGCCGCCGCCCGCCGAGGACAUCCCCGCCCUGUACCCGGGGCCCGAGGAAAAGGCUCCCCGGGAGGCCGCGGGCGACGGCGAGGCGGCCGGGCUGCUGGGCCUGAGCGCGGCCGCCGACGGCCACCCGUGCCCCGUGUGCGGGGAGAGCUUCCCCGGCAGGGGCGCCCAGGAGCGCCACCUGCGCCUGCUGCACGCCGCCCAGGUGUUCCCCUGCAAGUACUGCCCGGCCACCUUCUACAGCUCGCCCGGCCUCACGCGGCACAUCAACAAGUGCCACCCCUCGGAGAACAGGCAGGUGAUCCUCCUCCAGGUGCCCGUGCGCCCCGCCUGCUAGAGCGCGCCCCCGCCCCCGGCCGCCAGAACUGUGCCUUCGCCCGGAGACCCACAAAGGGAGCGCGCCCCCGCCCCGCCCCGCUCCGGGGCGUCCGGGCGCGAUGGGAGCCCCGUCGGUCCUCUCGCCGGGACCCCUCUCGGACCCCACCCCCUGCGCGUGGUGUCCCCCGCCCGGCCGUGGCGCAACAGGAGUCCGUCUCCUUCUUACAGGGGAGAAAAAACAAAAGCUGUAUGCGUUCGUCUCGUGGUUGGAAGCCUCCCCUUGAGGGGCGAAGCUGUUUUUCAUGCUAGUGUUCUUCGCUGUGUUCAUGGUGUAGAAAAUGCGGUUUGCUCUGCCUACCAGUCUCGCUCGCGAUGUCUGUAGCGUACGGGUUGUUUUGGGUGAAUCUUGAGAAAUAAAUGCCUUUAUAUUUCACAGGCUGUAAAAUCGAACUUCCCACACGAUUAGCUUUAUUAUGGCUUGUGAACUGCUGGAGUCUGGCUUUACCUUUUUGUAUGUGAACAAAUCAAAUUGCUUAAAAAAAAAGAGUUUUCUUUAGUAUAGCCACAAAUGCCUUGACCUGUUGUCUGUUGGGGAUUUUUUUUUUUUUUGGGGGGGGGGGAACGUUCACGACACGCUGUAGUAGCUGCCUCAGUAUUUUUCGGAAGACGUUUUGGUUUGAUCAUCUUUGUUGAGGUAGGGCUAUAUGAGUUCCCUUUACAUGUAUAUGUUGAUUUAUGCGUAAUUGUUAUUUAUUCUUUAUUUAUUUAUAUUAAUUAUGAAGAUUAUGAUAUUAUUUGAUUGCAGAUUCUUCUUUUUUGUGUGUGAGCUUUCCCCCUGCCACUUUUUGACAUUUCACUGUGCAUUUUAGGAAAGAACCUUUUUUCUAGAGGGGUCUGCUGAGAGUUUUAACUUUUCUAUCUAUCUGAGGGACUUACAGACAACGUACCAUUUUAUUCUGCUUGAGGGGCCCCGAGGCCCUUGUACAACCGACAGCUCUUACUUUUAAAUGCAAUCUCUUUUCUACAUACAUUAUUUUCUUAAUUGUUAGCUAUUUAUAGAAAGCUUCGAUAGAACUGUUUCAACUGUAUAAAUAUUUACUAUUCAAAUAAAAUAUUUUCAAAGU
This is a messenger RNA of Psammomys obesus (fat sand rat), 1912 nucleotides long. RefSeq names its product INSM transcriptional repressor 1 (gene Insm1). The record is from RefSeq and is a predicted model, not a curated record. NCBI's taxonomy places the organism in Eukaryota, Metazoa, Chordata, Mammalia, Rodentia, Muridae. The transcript has a single exon. The annotation marks the transcript as partial. Gene Ontology annotation, molecular function: DNA-binding transcription repressor activity, RNA polymerase II-specific; RNA polymerase II cis-regulatory region sequence-specific DNA binding. Gene Ontology annotation, biological process: negative regulation of transcription by RNA polymerase II; regulation of cell cycle process; neuron differentiation. Gene Ontology annotation, cellular component: transcription repressor complex; nucleus.